Effrenium voratum is the source of this 3243-nucleotide messenger RNA. The record is from the annotation of a GenBank genome assembly. Lineage: Eukaryota; Dinophyceae; Suessiales; Symbiodiniaceae.
AUGAAUUCAGUGAGGUGCGAUGCGCAGACUAUGCAGAACACGCGGCGGCUCGUGGAGCAAGAAGCAGGCCAUGUGAAGAACAUGGACCUGGACAAGCUGGAUGCCUGCGGGGAGGCGACGCUUGGCUUGGGAGCGACCUUCGGUUGCACGCUGGCGAUUUGGAUCCUGUGCCUGCCCUUCUUCAACUUGGUGGGCAUGGGGUGGAUCCGGACCUGGGAGCGCGACACGGGCUUCAUCAGGAUGACGGACUUCAAGGGAGACAUCUUCCAAGAGUAUCCCCCGGACAAGGCGGGCAUUCCUGGCGGAGCCUUCCUGAAGAUGGACACCAACCACGACACCUCUGUCGACGAGGAUGAGUUCGCCAAGUUUUUGGCUGACAUGAAGCCACCCAUCACGAGGAAAGACCAGGCGAGUUACGCCAUGCGUGGAAUGGACGAGAACGGCGACGGCCUGUUAUCCAAUUCGGAGUGGAACAGCGCCCUCAUCCACGACAAGUUCUUCUGGCACACGACCACGGCAGCACCAACUCCGGCUCCAGCGCCACCCCCGGCCCCAGCUCCGCCCCAAGCUCCAGCCCCAGCCCCUCCGGUGAGCCCUGCUGUCAGCCCGGCGGCACCCCCGCCGAUGCCGGCACCCGCACCGCCCGCCCCGGCACCGCCAGCGGUGACGGCGAAGGACACGGUGCCUAUGAAAGAGCUUAUCCAGUAUAUGGGGGCUCGAGGCCAAGGCAGCGCAGCGGAGGCGCUCAAAGCCUUCGACCUGGACGGGGAUUCCUUCGCAGCCCACGGGGAGUUUCUCAAUGGGCUGUCUCAGCUGCCUCAGCCUGUGGGUGGUCCGGCGGCAGAGGGCGUCUUCAACAGCUUGGAUCGCAACAAGGACAAUGUUGUCGAAUCGGCCGAGUUCAAGGAUGCCUUUAAUGCCAAGCAAUACAUCCGCGAGGAGCAGAUUCAGGAGCCCCAGCCGCAGCAGAACCCCCGGCAGGCGCAGGCCUUGCAGGACCUGGGGCUGAGCGAGCCGCCCCUUACCUUGGCCAAGUUCGCCCACGGCAUGGGUGCCGUGGCCCCGGAGACUGCCUUCAAGGCCCUGGAUGCCGACAAGAAUGGCGAGAUCUCGAAGACGGAGCUCGUGAGGUUUGCCAAGGCAUUUGUGCCGCCACUCACCGCGCAGCAGGCUGAAUAUGCUCAGCGGGGCCUGGACGUGAACGGCGAUGGCCGGGAGCAGGCGGGUGACCGGGUGGGUUGCUCCAUGUCGGAAGGCGGCCCCGACAAGUAUAAGGCCGGGGUUGGCCUGGACUCGGAUCUUCUGGAGUCAGGCCUUCGGCCUGGAAGCGCCUGUGUGGCGCGCCUGGCGCGGCCCGCGGAGUCCGCGGAGUCCGCGGAGUCCGAUGGAUGGGAGUAUAUCUACGGCACCGUCACCUCGCUGCAGCCUCCUUGUAUCCAUGGCUGCGACGGGGCUGACUACACAGCAGACGCUUUGAGGUGGGUUGCUGCUGCUAGAGACGACGGCUGGCUGGAGCCAUAUGGGAAGGAGUGGCGGGAGCCCGGCAGAGCCAUUUUUCUGAGGCUGCUGCGGGACGAGUGGGUGACGGCCUUCGUGGGACUCACUGGGCCUGACAUGCCCUUCAGCUACCUGCCACUCGAGGGCGUGGAUGGCCUGCCCGGCGUUGAUGUGCUCAAAGAGGUGGGCAUGCUCUUCACGCCCCACGAGGAGUGCAGAGAAGAGUUUCAGCACCUGGAGCCGGGCCGCGGCGGGUUUUUGGCCGACCACCUCAGCCAGGCCUUCGUGCUGGGAAGCAAGUCCCAGCAGCGCCUGCGCUGGGUGAAGAAGUGCCGGAGCGAGCCACAGUAUCCCAUGCGGUGCGUCUUCGUGCAUCCCCGCGUGAAGUGUCGAGGUCUGGCGGAGUUUGUCAGGAGGUGCCACGUGAAGAGAGCGGAGUGUCCGCAGGAGAUCGCCGCGGAGGCGGUGGUGCUGCUGGGCCCCCCGGCGGCUGGCAAGAGCUCCAUCCAGCGCUUGGACGCGCAGCAGCUGCCGCAGGAGCUGCGGCACACGGUUGAGUCACUGAAGUAUCGGGAGGAGGUGAACAACGACAACCUCACCGACUGCAUGCCCGGCUUUGAGAAGGAGUUCCGGGUCGCCCUGCAGAUGCCCAAGGAGAGUCAAGCCGGCGGCGCUCACUGGCGCAAGAUGUUGAAGGUGGUGAAGCGGGACACCCGAUCCCUGGCUUGGGCUGCGCAGGCAUUGAAGGAUAAGUCGGAGGAGUACAAGAGUGCCAUUGCCUGGGCCAUUCAGUGGCUCACCUAUGCAAUGUUUCACCAUGGUCCGGUAAGAGAUUCCUUGGCCUGGGACAUCAUCAAGGUGAGCAUCGUAGAUGCGGCCGAGCUGCCUGUGUUCUACUCCUCGGUCAUGGCGGGCGCCGCCAUCGAUCGCACCAUGGAGGUCUUGGAGCUGGCACAUUCGGGUACGAACCCCGUUCGCCAUGCGCCACUGCGUGUGGUGGGCUUUUGGCCCUUUGCCAGUCAGGAAGCCCGGCACGCGCGGUCCCGGCACCGGCACCGCGCGGAGCGUGACAGACAGCGCCUCAUGGGUGGAAACAUUGAUUCCAACUUGGUGAACCUGCACUUUCAUGCGCAGCAGGCGGAAGAAAAUAUCACCAAGAUGUUAAAGUCGCUGAAGCUGGGGCAGAAGCCCACGGAUUGUGGCGACACCAACAUCAGCACCGAGGUGAAAGUGGAUCACUUCGUCGUGAUUGACAACGAUGCCCCACAGCCUCGCGUGUUGCUGCGGUUCAACGAGCAGUGUGCCCAAUGCCGAGAGCUCUGCGAGCAGCAGGAGAGAGAGGCUGCAAGGAAGCUGCUGGACAUCAUCCGGGAGGUGCCGGAGUGGGGCGAUGUUUGCCGUGCUGCCUUCCGCUGCGCUCAGUUCUUUCUCCCUGACUCCGAUGUGGACGCGCUGGCAUGCCGCGCGGGCGAGGGCUCAGAGCUGGAAGCGCCGGAGCAAGUUCUGCCGCUGCUGCAGCAUCUGGAUGAAGCGGUUUUCCAGAUCCUGAUGAAGGACUCGCCAGCCAUCAGCACCUGUGAUCUGCGCCCAGCUUUCUCCCACGUGGAAAACGCCGAGCUUCAGCGCAUGAGCCUGGAGCAGCUGCGGGCCCUGAAGGAGCAUUUCACGAACCUCCGCAUGAUGUGCGUGGUUCGCGCACUUCAAGACGAAGGCGAGGACUCCGAGGAGGCAAUGUCUCCAAGCUGA